This is a messenger RNA of Ceutorhynchus assimilis (cabbage seed weevil), 1472 nucleotides long. The record is from the annotation of a GenBank genome assembly. Lineage: Eukaryota; Metazoa; Arthropoda; Insecta; Coleoptera; Curculionidae.
CUGGGCAUUUUGCAAUAAUAUAAGUUAUUGCUUCCAACUAACAAAAUGAUGACUCUUUAAUAUUAGGGUCAAGAACCUAUAAAGUUGGACAUUUUCCCAUUACAAUAGUACAAUUUUGAUAUUGUACUAUAAAGCUGCAACUAUUCUAAGUGCACUUAAUAUGAUUAUCAGACAUGCACCAACUUUUGGCCUUGUUUGUAUUUGAAUUGUGCUAUCACUAAAAAAAAUCCCCAUAUGUUGCACACUUAAAUAACGACACUGUAUAUGUUGAUUGUAUUCUUGGGAUUUCUCAAUCACUUGUCGCAAUGUAUGCAAGUGAUCCUCCGUGUUGUAACCUUCGCGGAAACCUGCUAUCUGCUUGCUCCACAGGCUGGAAAGUUUCUUAGCGAUUAUGUUGUUCAAUAUUUUUGUUAGUAAUUUGUAGAGAUGACACAGAAGUGAAAUAGGUCUGUAGUUCCUUAUAUCCUCUUUAUCCCCUUUUUGUACAAUAUAUUAACACUUGCUUUUUUCCAGGAGUCUGGUAUUUCCCCGUUGUGAAGGCAGCGAUUCAAGAGUCCCUCCAGAUCAUAUCUUCUAGAAUGUAAUUCGCGACCCUUGAUGGAAAAUCUAUUCCAGAACAAAGAUGCAAGAAAUGGACCAAAAUUAUGACAACACUGGCGGCCCGAGAAAAUGUUCUUUGGCGAUGUUUUGCGGCAAGACGAGUCUUUUUGUGCUUAUGACGGGAUAUGCUCUGUUUGGGGCGUUGAUGUUUAAGUUUUUGGAGAGUGGUGUGGAGACUCAUCAAGUAGCUGAUUUUCAUAGGAGUAGGGAGGAUUGUCUAAAGGAACUUUGGAUUAUUACAGGAUUACAGGGAUAUAUAAGAGUGGAGUUCACGUUGGUGCCCAUGGGACACUCUUCAUAUGGCAAUGGGGCCAUUGUUGACGAUGUAUAUAGGCUUAGAGUACACAUCGUUGACUUUAAGGACGAUCCAACUUUGAAAUCCGGGGUACACGUCGAAUGUGUGGGAGAAAUUAAAAAAGACAAAAAUGAUGGAAUUUUUUUGCAAUUGGAAAACAUGAGCAAAAUAGAAAUUAUUGACGAACUGGUUCUAUCAACUGAUAAUUUAAGACGGGGAAUAAUUCCUCCAGAAACUAGAAUUCUAGAUGAUGAUGAAAAAAAUAAAGCAAAACGAAGUCGAAUUCAAAAAAAUUUGGAUGAUAGCGGAAUAAAUUUUAGCCGCGUUGAUUUGGAUGAGGAUGUAACCUGGGAUUCUGAAUAAUAAUUUCAGCAGUCCAGCAAAUCAGAAUAAGCUUUUUUUAGGAUUUAAACUGGGGAUUUCGAAUAAUAAUUUCAGAUUUAAACUGGGAUUCCGAAUGAUAAUCUGAGCAGUUCAGUAAAUCAGAAUACGUUUUUUUUUGUUAACUUGGCAGCUCACUGAUGGUGAUUUUGGGCCACAUGGCAUAAUACUUUAAUUUUUUUCUCUUUAUGAUUUC